AUGGAGGAACCUGUGGUGCGACCUUCGGUGUUCGUGGUGGAUGGACAGACGGACGUCCCUUUUCGGAGACUGGAAGCCAGCGGCCGCAAAGCCUCGUGCAGUGCCACCCGCCUGGGUCUGGGCCUCCUGCUGGGCCUGCUGGUGGCCGGUCUGGUGGUCCAGGGCUACUUCUUGCUUCAGCUGUACUGGCGGGUGGGAGAAAUGGCCUCGCCUCUGUCGGAUCAAGAGACAGGAUCUGAGGAGAAAUGGUUCCACGAACGCAGCUCUAUGGAUUACAAGCCGGUUGCGCACCUUAUAGGUACAAACUUCAGCCUGCAGAAUGCUAAGAGCCCCCUGCUGUGGGACACAAAUCAGGGUAUGGCCUUCAUGCGAGGCUUCUACUACAAGGCGGGCUCGCUGAUCGUCCGCAGAACUGGCUACUAUUAUGUCUACUCCCAAGUGCAGUUGGCCAACCGGGGUUGCCCCAAGGCUGGCUACUCCUUCUCCCACGGCAUCUACCUGCGCUCCUCCACCUACCCCGAAGUGGAACUGGGGUUACUCAAGGGCCGGAACACGCCAUGCGAGUUGCUGGAUGGCAGGCAGGAGUUGUGGUUCGACACGAGCUCGCUGGGCGGGCUGGUCUUCCUGCAGGCCAAAGAUGAGGUGCUAGUCCGUCUGCUCGACAUAAGCAUAAUUAGGGUUCGAGAGGAAAUGCAGUCAUACUUCGGGGCCUUCAUGGUGUGA
Suncus etruscus (white-toothed pygmy shrew) is the source of this 723-nucleotide messenger RNA. It is a transcript of the gene TNFSF14, whose product is annotated as TNF superfamily member 14. The coding region runs from base 1 to 723 and encodes 240 amino acids. The transcript is spliced from 4 exons. Gene Ontology annotation, molecular function: tumor necrosis factor receptor binding. Gene Ontology annotation, biological process: immune response. NCBI's taxonomy places the organism in Eukaryota, Metazoa, Chordata, Mammalia, Eulipotyphla, Soricidae. Gene Ontology annotation, cellular component: membrane. The record is from RefSeq and is a predicted model, not a curated record.